This is a messenger RNA of Orycteropus afer afer, 654 nucleotides long. RefSeq names its product olfactory receptor 14J1-like. Gene Ontology annotation, molecular function: odorant binding; G protein-coupled receptor activity; olfactory receptor activity. Gene Ontology annotation, biological process: G protein-coupled receptor signaling pathway. NCBI's taxonomy places the organism in Eukaryota, Metazoa, Chordata, Mammalia, Tubulidentata, Orycteropodidae. The record is from RefSeq and is a predicted model, not a curated record. The transcript has a single exon. Gene Ontology annotation, cellular component: membrane. The annotation marks the transcript as partial.
AUGAUUAUGAUAAACAUAACCACAAUGAGCGGGUUUCUUCUCAUGGGGUUUACUGACAUUCGUCAGCUACAGAUUUUACAUGCAUUCCUGUUCUUGGUGAUGUACGUAUUAACCUUGACAGGUAACCUCAUCAUUAUCAUCAUCACCACUCUGCACCAACAUCUCCAAUCGCCAAUGUAUUACUUCUUAAAGCAUCUUUCCCUUCUGGACCUCUCCUUCAUUUCUGUCACUGUCCCUCAGUCUAUUGACAAUUCUCUGAUGAAUGAUGGCUAUAUUUCUCAUGGUCAGUGCAUGCUCCAGGUUUUCUUCUUCACAUCUUUGGCUUGGGCUGAGGUGGCCAUUCUCACAGUGAUGUCUUAUGACCGCUAUGCAGCCAUCUGCUUCCCACUGCACUAUGAGGUCAUCAUGGAUCCUACUAAGUGUAAGAGGGCUGUGACAGCUGUAUGGCUAAGUGGAGGCAUCUCUGGAAUCUUAUACACAACAACCACAUUCUCUAUCACAUUCUGUAGGGUGAAAAUAAUUCAUCAGUUUUUCUGUGAUGUCCCCCAGUUGAUAAAGCUCUCCUGCUCCAAUGAUUACCUUGGGGUGGUUGGAGUAGACGCUUUCAUGGCUAUGAUGGCAUUGACCUGCUUCACCUCCAUUGUCCUCUCCUAC